This is a messenger RNA of Phascolarctos cinereus (koala), 972 nucleotides long. RefSeq names its product taste receptor type 2 member 3-like. Gene Ontology annotation, cellular component: membrane. Gene Ontology annotation, molecular function: bitter taste receptor activity; G protein-coupled receptor activity. The record is from RefSeq and is a predicted model, not a curated record. Gene Ontology annotation, biological process: sensory perception of taste; G protein-coupled receptor signaling pathway; detection of chemical stimulus involved in sensory perception of bitter taste. NCBI's taxonomy places the organism in Eukaryota, Metazoa, Chordata, Mammalia, Diprotodontia, Phascolarctidae.
AUGCUGACCUCACCCCAAAUCGUUUUUUUGUUCAUGGCCUUCAGUCAGUUCAUUCUGGGGAUUUGGGGGAAUGGCUUUCUUGGGCUCAUCAAUUGCAUCCACUGGAUCAAGAGGAGCAAGAUUUCCUUAUCUGAUUUCAUCAUUAUGAAUCUAGCCUUCUCCAGGAUCUUUCUGCAAUGUGUGGUCGUUUUUGAUGUCAUUAACUUUGUGGUCUUUCGGGAUUUCUAUUAUGGAGUGACAUUAAGUCAAAUUCGUGAAACUAGCUGGACUCUUAGUAACUUUUUAAGCAUCUGGCUGUCUACUUGUCUCAGUGUCUUCUACUGCCUGAAGAUUGCCAUUUUCUCCCAUCAUGCCUUCCUCUGGCUUAAGAGGAGGAUUUCCCAGGUAAUUGCCGGCAUUCUGCUGGGCUGUGGGCUCUUCUUUUUCUUCAAUACAGUGUUGCUGAUCAGAAAACUCAAUAUAUAUUCUAGCGUUGUAAAAAUGAAACUCAUUGCAAACUAUACUGAAAAUAUCAGAAGAAAGGAAAGAGAAUUUUAUACAUUCCACUUUCUUGGUUUCCUGUCAGUACUGAUACCAUUCAUUAUAUCCCUGUUCUCCUGUCUCUUACUCAUCCUCUCCCUGAGGAGGCAUACCAGGAUGAUGCAGCACCAUGUCACUGCUCCCAGAGAUGUGAGCACUAAGGCCCAUGUGAGAGCCACCAUUGUAAUGUUUUCCUUCCUCUUACUCUUUGUCUUUCAUUUUGUAAUUCUCUUCAUUAGGACAAGCAUUUUCCUGAGAUAUACCUAUGUGAUAAUGGUUAUAGAGUUGGCUACCCCCAUCUAUCCCUCUGUGCACACAUUUAUCCUCAUUCUGCAAAACAAAAACCUGAAGCAGGCAUUCCUGAGGCUGCUGUGGUUGAAGAAGGGCUGCAUAGAAAGGAGGGUAGGGGAUCUUUUACCCACUAGUGCAAGGGAGGGGGGCAGGGCAGUGUAG